AUGCUGAUGGCAUCUCCAACAACGUUUAAUAGUUCAACAAGUAUCGCCAAUGGAAAUGAUUUGAAGAAUCUCUCGAUUGCAGAAUAUUCCGUAGAAGAUAUUGAACGUAUAAUCAAUGAUUUUUAUUCCCCAACGUCACAAUUAACUGUUCCACAACGUCAACAAUUGAAUAAUAUUCUCGAAUGUUUACAAUAUUCUCCAUUAGCAUGGGACUUUUCCUGGAAGUUGUUAAUCACAACAAAAUCACCCAGCGUUCAAUUCUUUGGUGCUGUUGCCCUAUGUAAUAAAAUUUCCAAACAUCUAUCCGAAUUAGAUGAUAAUCAAAUUCAACAGCUGUUUCAACAACUUAUCCAACGUUUAAUCUUCUAUAUAUCAAUCAAUUCUAAACAAAUAACUAUUAAAUUAGUUGUGGCUCUAGGACAUUUGAUAUUGAACAUGAUGCCAGAUAAAUGGAAGAAUGGAAUAACAGCGAUUAUUACCCUAUUCACUCAAUCAGACAAUGAAUUUUUAGUUAAACAUCCGGAAAAAGGACAUUUAAUCGUUUUAAACAUUUUAACAAUUCUCCCUGAAGAAUUCUCGCGUAUUGUUGUCUCGAAAACUCAGCGUGCAUCGAUUCGAGUAGAACUGGAAAGUCAAUUCCCUACUGUCCUUAGUUAUAUUCAAUUUAUCAUUGCAACGUAUAAUCAAGCGGAUGUUCUUGGUAAAAUGUUCUCAUGUCUAUCGAAAUGGUUGGAAUUCGGUAUAUCAAUCGUCAAAGUCGAUUCACUUUUUGAUUAUCUCUUCAAUUCAUUAAAUAACGAAAGUAUUUUUGAUGACGCUUCGGAUUGUAUUAUUGUACUUUUCACAUCACCUGACGCAUUAAAAUAUCCUACAGUAUUUACACGUUUGUUACCCUACGUUUUACAACUUGAAACUAUACUUGACCAAGCGUUAAUGGUUGGUGACAAGGAAAAAUCGGAAUGUAUAACGAAAUUAAUCACCCAAUUUGGUGAAAAUCUCGCUCAACUCAUCAUUCAAAUGGCGAUUACACCGAAUCAGCAACUGCAGACGCUUUCACAUAGAUUUUGUUGUCUUGUGAUGAAAUGUACGGAUAUGAAAGGGCAAUAUCCUGUGGAAGAAACUUGUUCGGAAUUAACAUUCAGCUUUUGGUAUGCAUUACAAGAGGAAGUUACAUCAAUCGAUGAAGAUGAAAAACAAAUGAUUCUACUAGAGAUAUUUCGGCCAUACUUUGAACGGUUGAUCGAAGUCUUAAUUUGCAAAGGACAAUUGCCAGAAAAUGAUAAUAUGUUUACAAGUGAAGAUAAAGAAACAUUUCGAUGUUAUCGUGUGGAUAUAUCAGAUACGAUGAUGUGUAUGCAUAAUGUUUUGGGUAACCGGGCUAUUGAAGUCCUAGCCAAUCAUCUGUUGAUAGCUGUUGAACAAAAUCAAUCCUGGCAGCGACAAGAAUCUAUCAUUCAGUUAGUCGGUGCUGGUUCCGAAUAUGUUCCACUUGACGAGAAUCAAGUUCUACCACGGAUUUUUUCCCUUUUACCAAAAUUAAAUUUUUGUAAUAGUUCUAUUAUCAAUGCAACACUGAUGGUGCUUGGACAAUACAGUAGCUGGUUAGGUCAUCAUCAAGAAACUUUACAAAAUUGUGUACAUUUAUGUAUUAAUGCUUUAUCAAAUCCUGAAUUAAUUCAAUCAGCUUCCAUUGCUCUAAAAGAAUUAACAAUGGAAAAUCGUAUGCAUAUGUCAAAAUAUCUCAAUGACAUUUUUCCCAUAAUAAAAAAUGUUCUGGAGAAUGUUCAUGUACAACCAAAUGAUCGUAUUCGUUGUGUAGCAAUUAUUGGUUAUAUUCUCUCAGCGUACCCAUCUAAAAUUGUCAUCGAUCAUUUGAAUAUCUUACUUGCACCUGAAGUGAAUAAACUGUUAGCUUAUUUAUCUGAAGCAAGUACUGAUCAGAAUGUUGUGUUACGAAAACAAAAUAUAUGUACAACAUUAAGUUUUAUUUCUGUUCUUAUUACGGCUAUUGGUUACUGUGGUGAUCAAAGUGAUAAUGAAGAAAGCGAACAACAAGAAAAAGCUAAUGAAGCUGUCAGUGAAAUACCAGAAGUGUUAUGUUGUGUGUUGCGUGAUCUUGAUCCGAUACUUCAUAUGGUUCUCAAACAAUAUGCUGAUGAUAAUGAAGUAACUGAAAAAUUGUGUGAAAUUCUUUCGCGAACAGUUACAACAUUGAGAGAAUCAAGUAGUCCGAUAUUGAAUACACUCUUACAAUUAUUACAAAACAUUGGACCAAAUAUAUUACAUUUACAAUUUUUGAAUUUCGUUCGAAAUACACUUCUUCUCUUCUCUCAAGAUACAGAGAAGCAAACAUUUAAUCUAUUUCUUGCUGUUCUACAACGAUUCGGAUGUCUUUUCAAUGGAGAUAUUCAAUGGUUGAAAAAUCAUGUUGAUAUCGUCGAAGAUUUUGCAAAUUUUCUUAUUCAAGUUAUCAAAAAAUUACCACAUGUUGUACACCAUUGUCCCAACGAAGCGUUCAUUUUACUUUUUCAAUUUGUAAAAAGUGGCCUUCAAUUACAUGAACAAACGACAUUACGAAGUGUGAUCAUGUUUACGUCGAAUUACAUUGAAUACACAAAAUCAAAUCAACGUGCUGCUGAUCUUUUACAACAGAAUGGUCUCGAAAUUGUUCAAAUUCUUCUUAAGUGUAUCGGCGGAGCAAGUCCACGUCAUUUAGUCGAUACAUUAUCAUUACCAUUAUUCAGUCUCUCAAAAUUAUACAUUGACUGGACAUCAACUUGGGUUCAACAAUGUUUAAAUGAUCCUAAUUUUCCAACGCCAUCUCCUAAACGACAUCAUCGUGAAGCAUUAAUCAAAGCUUUAACAUCUGAACGUACUAGCCGUGCGAAUUUUAAAGAUCAUAUCAACACGUUUUCAUCUGCAUGUCGUGGAAUAGAUUACACAGGAACAAUGUCGAAUAAGAAUCGCUCAUGA
This is a messenger RNA of Adineta ricciae, 2973 nucleotides long. NCBI's taxonomy places the organism in Eukaryota, Metazoa, Rotifera, Eurotatoria, Adinetida, Adinetidae. The record is from the annotation of a GenBank genome assembly.